Cryptomeria japonica (Japanese cedar) is the source of this 3852-nucleotide messenger RNA. Its product is annotated as disease resistance protein Roq1. NCBI's taxonomy places the organism in Eukaryota, Viridiplantae, Streptophyta, Pinopsida, Cupressales, Cupressaceae. The transcript is spliced from 6 exons. Gene Ontology annotation, biological process: signal transduction; defense response. Bases 139 to 3714 code for a protein of 1191 amino acids. The record is from RefSeq and is a predicted model, not a curated record. Gene Ontology annotation, molecular function: ADP binding.
CUUACCUGCUGCAGCACUGAAUUUGCUUGCUUUCAAUUAGAGGGCUUUUAACCCAUCUACUCCCUUUCCUUUACUCUUGCCUAUAGUUUCAUUCUUGAUUUAUUUAUUUGCUCACGUCAGAGCUUCAGUUUUCUGUUAAUGGCUUCCACUUCGACAUCUGGUCGAGAAAAGCAGGAACGCGAUCCGUUUUUGGCACUUGAACCUUCCCACGGAGGGAUAAAAUCCUCUUUGACUGCAAAACAGUUUUAUGUAUUCAUCAACCAUCGAGGCCCAGAUGUCAAAAAGACUCUGGCUCAGCAGCUUUACGAUUCUCUAAAGGAAGCUGGGAUCCCGGCAUAUCUAGAUUCUGAAGAGACUGAACUGGGAGAUUCAAUUUCCUCCACCAUAAAGAACGCCAUAUACUCUGCCAGAGUGCACAUCGCCAUCUUGUCACCGCGAUAUGCAGAGUCUCCCUGGUGCUUAGCUGAGCUAGCCUUGAUGUUUCAAACCAAGGCUAGAAUUAUUCCCCUGUUUUACCAGGUUGACCCUUCAGACUUCCGCCAUAUAAAAGGAAGAGUUGCAGAUGCAUUUUCCAAACACGAAGAGAAGAACAGAUAUCCUAAAGAUGACAUUGAACAGUGGAAAGUAUGCCUCAAGAAAGUUUCAGAGAUCAAGGGCUACGAAUUCAAGGGACAGAAUAAAUCGUUAUGGAAUUCAAUUUUGGAGUACAUUAUGAAGUUGCUGUCUGAUUACAUAGGAAUACGGCUUUCAUCCACUGGGAGCGAUCAGAAAGAGUUGUGUAAUGGCGUGGUGUCUGCUGUGAUGAACGAGAAGCAAAAGAGGAUAAUUCCUUUCCAAGUUGCAAAAUAUGAGGUUGGACUUGAUAAGUUUGUGAAUGAUUUCCACAGCCAUUGCCGGAGUAAUGGGCAGAUGAUAGAUAAAAUAAUUGGCAUCUAUGGAAUGGGAGGGUCUGGCAAGACCACUCUCGCCAAAUAUUUGUUCAAUCAAAAACAUUCAGAAUUUAGUGGAUCAACUUUUCUCUUUGAUGUACGGGAACGACAAGUCAAAGGUGAGUUGACUUCUCUGCAAAGUAGGCUUCUCAAAGAUCUUCUUCACCUGGAAGGAAACACCGUUUCUAGCAUAGAAGAUGGGAUCGCCGUUAUCAAGGAUAAUCUUGAGAGGAGCCGUGAAUCAAGGUUCCUUAUAGUUAUAGAUGACGUUGAUAAUCAGCAGCAGUUAGAUGCACUUUUACCCACAGAUGCUCUCAAUCCCAAUAGUUUGGUGAUUGUCACAACCCGUGACGAGGGUGUUCUUAUACAGGCCAGAGUCAUAGUUCGUUAUAAGAUGAAAGAAAUGAAUCGACAGCAUAGCAGAGAGCUCUUCUGCUGGCAUGCAUUUCACAGACAAUCUUGUCGAAGUGGAUAUGAUAAUUUGGUAGACAGCUUUGUCAAUUUGUGUAAAGGUUCACCUCUUGCUCUUAAAGUAAUGGCCGCGCAUGUUUUUGGCCGUGACAAGGCUUAUUGGAAGUUACAGUUAGAUGUUGUUAAGGCAAGGCUACACAAAGACAUAAGAGAUACUCUUAAAAUAAGCUAUGAUGCUCUGGAAGAGGAUGAAAAGCAGAUCUUUAUGGAUAUAGCGUGCUUUUUCAUAGGGAAAGAUGUGAGCAUGGCAAUAAGUAUAUGGAAGGCUUCAAGGUGGAGAGCCGAACAUGCACUUCAGACCCUCAAGGACAAGUCCCUUGUUGAAACAGAAUCUGAAGUUUCUUUGGGAACGAAUUGGUAUGAGCCACCAUCUUAUUUCAGAAUGCAUGAUCAUCUCCGCGACUUGGGGAGAGAACUGGCAGAUAAUGAAAUGAACCAUCCUCGUCGACUGUGGCGUCCUGAAGAUCUUAUUGAUAUAAGUGAAAUCAAGGGAUUCCAGAACAUCCUCAUGCGGUCCGAAGGAAAUUGUUUCAGAUGUUACAGUUGUAUUCAGGACAAAGAAAGUGGUCUUUAUAUGACAUGUUUUCUGGAGAGUUCAAGGGCAUCAACUGAUUUACGAUGGUUUGAACUUAAUGGUAGGAUUCCUGAAUGGAUUCCUUUACAAAAUUUGCACACUUUAAAGGUUGAAGGAGAAUCACCUUCGAGGUUGUGGCAAAGGGAUGACCAGGUUUUGCGCAAGCUCAAAGAGCUAUAUUGCGUUUUAAGGGCUGCUCGUACAAAUUUCAUUCAGCUAAACAAACUGGUGAGCUCGUUUGGAAUGUUAAAAAAUCUAGAAAGGCUGCAGCUAGAAUUUGAAAAUGGCAUCUUCAAAAGGAAUAUUGAAUGGAAUUGCUUGCUAAAAUCUGUGAGAGAACUCACCAAUCUGAAAACCUUAGAGUUGAUGCACUUUCAACUAGAAGGGGAUUUUGCUUUAAGCAACAGCGGAGAGGCAACUAAUGAUCCGUUUUGUAUGGGAAGCCUUGAAGCCAUAACUCUGUGUGGUGCAUUCAAAACAAGGAGGGUCUCAAUUGAUGGACAGUCGUGUCCCAUCCUUAAAACUCUUAAGCUUUAUUCUAUGAAAGAUCUAAUUGAAGUGGAUGUAACAGGGGUACGCAGAUUGGAAUGUCUGAUGCUGUUCGAAUGUAGAGAGAUGAGAAAAGUAUUGGUCAAUGAUCUGCCAUAUCUUGAAAUGUUUCAAAUGAAAUUCUGCAGGACUAUGACAGAGUUGCCAAAUUUUGUGCGUGUCAGUUAUCUCAAGAGGAUUUGUAUUAGCCGCUGUCGGAACCUGCGGGAUAUAUCAGCUAUUGAAAGAUUGAAGUUGUUGAAGAGGAUCUGGAUCGCGGAUUGUCCAGAGCUGGAGAGUAUAAAAGCUAUUGAACCAUUGAAGAGAUUGAAGAGAAUCUUCAUUAAUGAAUGUAAAGAGCUGCAGGGUGCAAUUUGUCUUGAAGAAUUGAAGGCGUUGAAGAGUGUCUUCAUUGGGAAUUGUCCAAGGCUGCAGAACAUAUAUGGCAUGAAAAUUUUAAAAUGCCUGGAGAGCAUUGUCAUUACUGGAUGUCCGCAGCUGCAGAAUAUAGAGGGUGUUGAAGAAUUGAAAGGACUGAAGGAGAUGAUUAUUGCAGAUGCUCCUAUAAUAAGUUGCGUUGAAACGUUGCAGAGAUUGCCGGGGGAGGUUACGAUUAUAGUGGGGAUAUCGGCCACGGUAGAUUUCAUCGCCAAAGAAGAUGGCUUCAUAUGGGCAUUGUCAGAUAAAAUUUGGGAUGGUUUCUGUGAAAUAAAUUUGGUGGGAAAUAGUAGGGAAAAAGUAGAGGAGAUGAUUCAUUCCUUUCAUAAUACCCAACAUUUGGCCAGUACAUUCAUCUUUUGCAGUACGUUGGAUUAUGAUGUGCCUCCUAUCAUACCGAGAGACUUUUGUAAUUGGAGCAGGACUCAGUUAAAUGUGCGUCUUAGCUCUCAUGGUUUUUGCGACAGAAGAGAGAGGAUGAUAUAUAUGUGUGCGGUUAGCGAAGAAAGGUUCUCAAACUACGACUCCUGGUUGCCAUCAGUGAAUAUGGGGGAGAAGGCGUUUUUAAUGGGAGUGAAGAAAGGCGAGGAAAGGAAAACCCUCCACAUAUUGAAAAGCUUAGUUGCUAAACUACGGUUGGGCAAACUUUGUUACGUCGGCAAUACUGAAGAAGUUGUUUGGUGGGAUACAAGCAAGCAUUCGUUAAAGGACAUUGGUGAUUUCAUUGACGAAUAUGAUGAGGAGGAAGAACUGGAUGGUGGUGACGAUGAUUAAAAAUUCCGUUGUUGUAAAAGAAAUUAUGGUUAUCUUAAAAAGAAAAAGUUAUGCAAAAUGAUUUUCUUUAGAGUUGUAUUAAUUUAUUUAAUUACGUUUAAUGAAAUUUCUUAAAAAAAUUUAAAAAAUUUAAUUUCA